AUGGUCGUGAAUGUUGGUGACCCGGUAUUGGCAUAUCAUGGUCUUCUAAUUUAUGAUGCCAAAGUACUUAAAAUUGACAAUGGACGAGGUGUAAAAGGUCAAUUAGAUGAUGAAGAAGAAGAAGGAGAGACGUCAUUCAGUACGCAAUAUUAUGUCCAUUAUCAAGGAUGGGCGAAAAAAUGGGACGAAUGGGUUCGUCAUGAUCGUGUUUUAGAAGAUACACCCGCAAAUCGAGCGCUUCAAUUAAAAGCAAAAGAAGACGUUGCUGAGGCGAAAAAAGCGACACGAUCGCGUAAAAAGAAGACGAGAAUAAGCACAUUGCGAGUCGACGCUUCGAGUGCAUUGAAAUCCCCGUUUAAACGGUUAAAACGAAGCAUUGAGAAUGAAUACGAGACCUUAACGGGACCUCAAGAACCUAAUUAUGAAGAUAAAGUACUGGGUAAGCAGAUUAAUCUUCACAUGCCUUUUUCACUCAAGAAACAAUUGGUACAGGACUGGAAAAAUGUGACCCAGACACCACCAAAACUUGUACCAUUGCCUCGAAAACCUAGUGUCAGUCAGAUUAUCAAGACGUACUUGGAGUUUAAAAAGAGUAAAGUACGUGACGGUGAAGCCAAUGAGGUUAAGGAGUACAAGAACAUUCAGGGAAUUUUGGAAGGAGUACAGUCUUACUUUGAUCGAGCCUUGAGCUCGAUCUUGCUCUAUCGCAUUGAGCGUCGACAGUAUCAGGAACUUGGACAGAAGCAGAUGGACGGUGUGCCGCUCUCACAGAUAUACGGCGCUGAACAUCUCCUUCGUCUUUUUGUGAGAUUACCAAUUCUGCUCGCAAGUUCCAACAUUUCUUCGCGCGAAUUGCUUCAGAUUCAGGCACGUCUCAAUGACUUUCUCAAGUUCAUGCAAAAGAAUUCGGCGGUGUGGUUUGUCACGGAUUACGAAACGGCAUCGGACAAGUAUGUGGAGCAAGCUACAGCAGCACAGUAUUAA
Messenger RNA from Peronospora farinosa, 984 nucleotides. NCBI's taxonomy places the organism in Eukaryota, Oomycota, Peronosporomycetes, Peronosporales, Peronosporaceae. The record is from the annotation of a GenBank genome assembly.